Xenopus tropicalis (tropical clawed frog) is the source of this 1130-nucleotide messenger RNA. RefSeq lists its product as uncharacterized. The record is from RefSeq and is a predicted model, not a curated record. The transcript has 5 exons. The coding region runs from base 353 to 946 and encodes 197 amino acids. Lineage: Eukaryota; Metazoa; Chordata; Amphibia; Anura; Pipidae.
ACUGUGAAAGGAAAUCAGAUACCUGCAACCUAUUGCUUCAACAUUAUGGCAUAAAGUGCCACUGAAUGGUCUUAUUAAUAAAACACCGUAUUAUAUGACUAUACCUUAAGAAACUCAAUUCGUUUAUUUAUUACUGUAUACAAUUGCUAUCAAAUCCGUCAGUAAUUCGUUCCAAAUUAAUUACCCAUACCGUGCAAGUACAAAUUAAAAACCACACUGCAAAAGAGUACGCUAGCCUAGAGUCGUAAUCGUUUGUCCCUCUCUCUCUGCUUUCUUUCUCGGCCAUCUCAUUGCGUAACACGCCAGAAGCAGUAUUUUUGUGGAACUGUGACACUUAAUACAGAGAAAUAUAAUGGCAGCUACUUUUGCUCAGCAUAGAAGAGAAGAUUACUCUUUGUCGGGCCUGGCGGGAUUUCCUUUCCAGCUAGAAGAAAACCUUGCAAAGAUUCUCCGAAUAAACCCUGCUGACCUGGAAUCAGUCUCCAGGUAUGUCAAGAGCAAUAAAGAGAAACGACUCCGUUUGCCAAAUAAUCUCUGCCUUCGUAUCUGUGAUCUAAAUGGGACUGUUUAUAUGGGUCAAAAUUACAUGUUGGAAAGCUGGAAGAAAUUCUACUUGCCCAAAAAGACAAAUAUGGUGGUUCUGGGGACUCUGGACAAUGUUCUGUGCAUGGCACCAGGCAUGCAGCUGGUUGUAUUGGUUUCUGAAGAUGGACGUGUCUUUCUUUAUGAGGAUGAAGAGCUGCAUAAAGCUGCUGACAGUUUGCAAGACUUUAUCAAUGGCAGUACAUGUACAAGUGAAGUUUACUGCCGCUCUCCUUCGCCAAGUCCUGAAAGUGGUGAUGAGGAUGAAGAAACCCAUAAAGAGGUAUUAAAACUUCGACAAGGAGCACAACAGUUUGUGAAUAAGGAUGCCACCAUGUUUGAGAGCUUGCUUUAUACAUUUUAGAGUCUUCCCUCUCAUCACACAAAACUCUAUAGUGAAGGACAGAACUCUGCAUAGAGAAUGGCUGCCAGAGAGUUAUACCUGAGCUCACCUUGCCACAGAAACCAGCUGGUUGGGGAUCACUGUACUAGGAUAAGAUCUUUUUUUCUGUGUUACAUGACUACAAUAAAAAUGACUUUCUCUUUCA